AUGUUAGUUAUCCUCAAGAAAGGUAAAGCUUGCUCCAAAAAUGAUCUUCCCAAUCUUACGCCUACUCUUGUUCAAUAUGUCCUUCAAUGUCAAAUUCCCCUCUCAAACCCUAGUGUGAAUUCAGGGAAGGCGGAUGCAUCGCAGUCGGCAGUUUUGGUCCACAAAUUAAAGACCCAAUUGACAACCUUAUUGAAUGGCAAGAGCGCCGAGGGAAGAUUUGCUGCUAUCGUCUUGAUCAAAGUCGUGGUCGAAGUUGGGGGUUGGGAGAUUUUGCGCGACGCAGGGUCUUGGGUGCGAGGAUUGCUUUCGGUUCUUGGAAAACCAGACUCAAGUGCUGCCAAAGAGCUGAGUAUUAUAGCACUAACCAAGAUCUAUUGCAUGACCCAUCAAUACCAAACCUUGGUCAGAGAAAUCACCACGCCGACGUUACCCACCUUUGUAACGUCCUGCUUGAAUGUAAUUUCUCCCAAGGCAUCGAUAAAUGUCCUGGAUGUAAACCCAUCACUAGUAGAGACAGUCUUCCGCUCGUUUGCCAUGUUGCUGCCUCGCCAUACUACCAUCUUCCGCCCUUUCACAUCCCAAUUACGUGCUGCCACCAGGCCAUAUUUAGCAUCCACACUUUGUGAUCAGUGUUUUGUUCCGUUAUCGGUAAAGGAGAGUGCUCGUAAACUGGUGGUCGUUCUGCACCAGACAGUAGCGAAGAAUGGUGGAGGGGAGGAGUGGGGAAAGGCAGUUCGAGACCUUGUACAAGGCAUCCACAUGACUGCCGACCAAGUCUUUCGAGCCGUUGUUGAAGACUGGGAAUCGACUGCUGGAUAUAUUGCUGAACCUGUAAAUGUUAAUGAAGAGCUCUCCGGUGGUGCGCGCACACCUGAGGAUCUUUCUCGCUGGACUGGUAUUGACGCUGGCAUCGAAAGAUUGAUAGGCUUACUCCAAUUUCUGGAUGAAUAUCUAAGAGGGCCUACCCCUUCAGCUGUCACAAUUCCGGUCGGAUCCAUUUUCGACUUAAUUACCAGGAUUUUGUCUAUUUCUUUGCCCUCGCCCAUGGACUCGAAUUCCGGAAGUGUGAGGUUGCAUCCUGCAAUCGACCGUGAUGAGAGAGAUGGUUUGUGGACUGGCCUGCCAAAAGUUUUUGUUUCUGUAUUGCAUUUGAUCAGCACCAUGUCUGCCACUUUAGAACAAGGUUUCGUUUCUCUGGCCCAAGGAAGUCUCGACUUGCUGAUGUGGUCCUUCUCGUCUGGGAGGAGUCACCAAGAUUUUCGUGCAUCGACAUAUUCUUUAGCCUGUAAAAUUCUGCCGUUGGUCAGCCAAAGUUUAGAUAAACCACGUGUUGCAAAGCUUGUUCCACUAAUGCGAGCAUGCUGUAAAGAUCUGGAGACAAGUUAUUCUGGCGUCAGCAGCCCUGAAGCCAACACGUCUCAACCGAAGGGUUCGUCAAGUCAGAAUGCAGAUACUUUACUUCACGGCUCCAUAUCUGCGGUUGUCGUUGUCGAUCCGAAUGUCGUUGCAGCAGCCAGUUCUCUUUUACCUGUAUUGUUGUCCGACCUUCCUCAGAAAUAUCUUGAUAUAUCCAUGCGUUCUCAACUCGAACGUACGGCAAUUCUCGGACGUAAUAAAGAAGCAAUGUUGGCAAGCAUACUCAAUCCAUUUGUUGGAAAGAAUGGAAAAGCAUUGUCGAGUAUUCUUCCCCAUAUCACAAGGGCGUUUCCAAAUGACGAUACAGUGGAAAUUCUCUUACGUCCACGCAUGCCGACUAUACCUGCUGGAGGACACAGCACUUCCACACUUGAUGAUCUUGCAGAAGACGAUUCCGAAGACGAUGUCAUGGAUAGCAUAGACGAUGCAGCUGCUACGAGGCAAAGAGCAGAUGCUGUUGAUGUACUCAAUUUUCAGUCGGCACGGAGCGAAGUGCUAAACCCAUCAGAGAAAAAUUUUGAUCUUAGACUAGGUUCUAGUACUCAGCAGGGCUUGCCUAGCGAAUCUGGGUUUGAAGCAUCCGCACCUCCUUCGGUUAUCCCUAGCGUUAGGUUUCCUAAUACUGAGUCAUCAGCCCCAACUACGACGAAUGCUGAUACUGCCAUGAGCUACGAUGAUGCUGAAGGUUCGGAUUCAGAUUCAGAUGUUAGCGUGCAUCUUACAAUGCAGUUGGACUCGGAUAGCGAGUAA
Sclerotinia sclerotiorum 1980 UF-70 is the source of this 2166-nucleotide messenger RNA. RefSeq lists its product as hypothetical. Gene Ontology annotation, biological process: rRNA processing. The record is from RefSeq and is a predicted model, not a curated record. The coding region runs from base 1 to 2166 and encodes 721 amino acids. NCBI's taxonomy places the organism in Eukaryota, Fungi, Ascomycota, Leotiomycetes, Helotiales, Sclerotiniaceae. Gene Ontology annotation, cellular component: nucleus. The transcript has 3 exons.